CAAACGUCACUGUUCUUUCUCCUUCGCCUGUCGCCGCUCACGGCCACAUCCGCUCAACCCGGCAUUCAUGAUAUCGACCGUGUCGAAAAAUUCCGCUCCCAUUCGCUGAAUCAAGCCAUGCUUAGCGUUCCGAUGAAAGCUUACACGCGACACUUCGCGUCCGCGAUUUCUUCGCGGAUUAUUUCGCGCGCGCACAUCGUCCACUGUCCUCAAACCGCGACGUUCAUUGCGAGACGUCGCUAGAUGCUCGAGCAAUGACCACUUGGCGAACACGGGUGUCGAAUAUGGGUAUUGGAGAUGCGAGAGAGACCAUCGUGUGCUUUGAUCAACAGACGCGACAGCGUUGAGGCGAGGAACGAUGUUUUGGGUGAGCAAGAGGGAUGCCAACGGGGUGAGAAUCGACGCGCGCGGCGCGCCACCUGGCGAGUGGCGAAUGAAGCUCGCGGGACAGGACCGUUCGAAGUAUCACUUCACUACAAAAGGGUUCGUGGACGAAGACAACGACGCGGGCAAACUAUUUUUUACGGAUACCUGGUUGAACGGAAACUCCGAUAACAAAGCGAUUGCGAAUUAUCACUCGAAAUUUCGAACAGAGAACGAUGUAUCACAGAGCAACAAGGAAACAUUCGAUGAUAAAGAAAUGGAAAUUAAUUCUGAAUUAAUUUUAAUUGGACCGCCAAAUUUCGACGCAUCAGACAACUCCGAAAUUGUAGAAAAUAGAAAAAUAUCUCGAGGAAAAUCAUUGAAGUACUACCAACAAAAUCAAGACAAAAACAACAGAACAGGAAAAGAAAAUUCUACCGAUAAUAGUUUAUCGGUGACCACAUCCAGUACUAAAAAUAAGUUUAAUAAUAUUGUUGAGUAUGUUACUUUUGUAGACGUUGACGAAAAUGGAACUACUUCAUCAAAUUCUUUCGAUGAAAAAUCUUUUGAAACGUUGCUUCCAAUAGAGGAGCGGGAGGAACCCCACACUCGAUCCCCCAUUGGAAAAAUGGAAAACCUCGAUAUCGAUAUCGGAAUACCAAUGGAGAAGAGGGUUAACAUAUCCAUGAGAAUGGCAGAGCCUCUACAUAAUCGAGAAUUGUCUGAAGAGUUGGUAAAUUACGCCAAUGAGAAUACUAUCGAGGAGAAAAGAACGCUGAUAGAAGUGAACAAAAACAGCAAUUUGCUUGUCACACCAGGAACAGUACAUAGAGUAGUGUUUGAUGUACUGAAUAGCUGUGUUCUGCCUGUCAGAUACGCGUUCAGGGUAAAGAGCACUCCUUUUAGAGUAUACAACAUUCAACCACCCUACGCAUGGAUUUAUCCUGGACAAAUAAGCAACGUGGCGAUAGAUCUAAUCGUGCCUGAUAACGUAACUCCGGAUACUGCUAAUACAGUCACAUUGUCUAUCUUGGGUACAGAGAUAAAGGAAAAAUCUGUGUAUUUGUAUGUACAAGGAUCACUUUCGAAGUUAACCGAUGAUGUAAAACCAACUAUUGAAUAUUCUUUCAAUAACAAUUGCGCUGGAAAAUUGGACAAGGAUCGAUGUUACAAAUCUCGUUGGAGCGUGGAUAUUACAGUUCAGGACUAUGAUUCAGGUUUAAAACGUAUAAUAUCAUCUGUAAACAAUGUUUACCCACAUACAGAAUUUAUUAGUGGCACAAGGAGUCCGGUGACAUUUUAUUAUUCUGCUACAUGUUGUGAUAAAGCAGUUAAAAUUACAGCAGUAGACUUACUAGAUAAUUACAAUACCAUAACAAUAGAUGUCUCAGCCUGGAAUAACUUAUCAGAAGCAGAGAUUGCAGCAAUUACAGUGGGAGCAUUGUUAGCUUUCUUGUUCAUUGUUUUGGUUAUAAUAUUAAUCAUAUAUUGUAUUCGAAGAAGAAAAAGUCAUGAUUUGCCUUAUACACAACGAUAUGGAUCUAGACCACCUACGCAAUCAGAAAGAACGAAUUUCUAA
Eufriesea mexicana is the source of this 1942-nucleotide messenger RNA. RefSeq lists its product as uncharacterized. Bases 359 to 1942 code for a protein of 527 amino acids. Lineage: Eukaryota; Metazoa; Arthropoda; Insecta; Hymenoptera; Apidae. The transcript has 8 exons. The record is from RefSeq and is a predicted model, not a curated record.